AUGUCAUGGAAAGAAACAGAUCCUGUGGCGUUGUGGAAGACAUCAAGUGUCAUUCCCAACACGCCUGAAGUUAAUGUUUUUGAUAAAGGGUAAGUUGCUUGUUUCUUUUAUUCUAAAAUGUUUAGGCAGCCAAAUUUUGACAUCCAAAAAACAAGAUUAUGGAAGAGUUUGCGAGAAAUGAGUAGUACAGACCAAGUGGAUUACAUGCAAAAAGUGAUUAAGAAUUGGCCAUACAGGUCGGAGAGAUGGGCUAUGGAAAUGGCUCAGCAUCCUGUAAUUUUUGGCUCGGCGCUCUCAAGUUUUUAUAUAAGUAAGUGUUUAGUUCUGUUUUAUGAUUUUAGAAGAAAUUGCGGGUGAAUACAGCUUUUUACAAGUUUCCGGGAGCUUUUUAUAUUAUAGUAGAUGGAAUAAUUGAUAUUACUACAAUUUUGAUCAUAACUUUUUUUCAAAAUUAGCCAGAAGCUAGAAACUUUUAGUAAACGUAGAUUAUCUAUUUUGCAAACUACAAAAUGAAAGAAAUGAAGCAAUUUUGUAUAUUUCAAAAGUAAUACAUAAUUAUAGUGUCAUAUAAAAACCCAUGAAUUUUAGCCAACAGAGUUGCGGCCAAUAUCUUCCUCAAUAAACCUAAAGCUGGUAUUUUGGAAACAAUGCGAACAACUUCAAAAGCUCCUUUAUUUGUGAUGUUUUACGCUUCUGCUUUUAUGUCUUAUGGAUUCUGGGAGGUGUUGGUCAGGAGCAAGUUCAUGGAUACGCAGAAGCCUUGUGCAAGUUGUUUGUUGUCAACUGGUGUAACGAUUAGUGUAUGUACUGGUACAUUGUUUCCUUUGAUUGGAUCUCCAAUAUUGUGUUAUGGAAUUGUGAGUUUUUUUUUGGUUUUUAUGAUAACUUUAACUAAAUUUGAAUGAUAAUGGAAAUGAUAAAUUUAAGGUUUGAAAUCUUUUGUUUAUGCUAUUUUUAAGUGCUUAGUUGGACAAGAUAUGUGUACAGGGUGUCCCAAGAUUUUUGCGGAAAAGUAAAAGCUUCGUUUUCUUCUCGAAAAGUACCAGUCCAAAUUGGACGAUUAUUUUUUUGGUACACUUGAAAUUGCGGGCGGAUUUGGUAUUUGUACUUCGUUUUUUGAUAUUCGGCGGACACCGGCGGUGGCUAAUUUGUUGCUUUGACCAAUCCAAAACGUAGAUUUUCGGCUCCUAUGACAUCCUCUGAUUCGUCAAAAUUACAAUCAAAAAGUGUUUUUCUCUGCGUCGGCGGACGAUUGGGGGAGAAAACCGGCGAAGGCCAUAACUCCGCUCAAACUCAUUUUUUCACUGGACAAAAAUGAAAGGUAUUCUUUUGAGAUUUUUAACCAUUUUAACUAUUUUUGAAACUUAAAAAAGUAUUUUUUUAAAUUGGCGGACGAUCGGCGGAGAAAAUCGGCGUAGUCCAUAUCGUAGUCAAUUUUUAAGAUUUUUUAACCGGACAAAAACUGAGGGUAUUCUUUUGAGUUUAUCAAACAUUUUAUUGAUUCUUUAAACUUAAACGUUAUUUUUCUGAGAUUGGCGGACAGUCGGCGGAUAACAUUUGCAAAGGUCAUAUUUUGGCCAGUUUUUAAUAUCUUUCCCCCGGACAACAACUAAACGUGUUCUUUAGGGUUUUAUACCUAUCUCAAACACAUUUUAAUUUUACAAAAUUAACUAGCGGCAACUGGCGGAGAAAAUCGGCGAAGGCUAUAACUCGUCUGAUUUUCAAUAUUUAACUUUUGAAUUUGCAAUAUUUUGGUAGAGAAGAACCUUAGGAUGUCAAUAUUUUUGCUCUCAGAAAAAAAUAUUAAAAAUUGACCGAGUUAUUGCCGAUUUUCUCCGCCAAUCGUCCGCCGAUUUUUUUAAAAUUUAUAAUUUGAUAAAAAUGGUUAAAAAACUAAGAAUACCCUCAGUUUUUGUCCGGUUAAAAAGUAUUGAAAAUUGACUACGAUAUGGCCUACGCCGAUUUUCUCCGCCGAUCGUCCGCCAAUUUAAAAAAACACUUUUUUAAGUUUCAAAAAUGGUUAAAAAACUCAAAAAAAUACCUUUCAUUUUUGUCCGGUGAAAAAAUAUUGUUUGAGCGGAGUUAUGGCCUUCGCCGUUUUUCUCCGCCAAUCGUCCGCCGACGCAGAGAAAAACACUUUUUGAUUGUAAAACAUUUUGACGAAUCAGAGGAUGUCAUAGGAGCCGAAAAGCUAGGUUUUGGAUUGGUCAAAGCAACAAAUUAGCCACCGCCGGUCUCCGCCGACCGUCCGCCGAAUAUCAAAAAACGAAGUACAAAUGCCAAAUCCGCCCGCAAUUUCAAGUGUACUAAAAAAAGAAUCGUCCAAUUUGGACUGGUACUUUUUGAGAACGAAGCUUUUACUUUUCCGCAAAAAUCUUGGGACACCCUGUAGAAGUUGUUCUGAAGCAGAAUAUAGAUGUUUAAAGAGUUAAAAUUACUUUUUUGGUAAAAUGAACACCAAAAAGGCCUUUGAUCUCGGGCGGGCUCGAACCGCCGGCCUUCUGCGUGUUAGACAGAUGUGAUAACCACUACACCACGAGAUCACGGCUGUUCGCUUUUUUGUUUUUUACUUCUUUCGAUCGGAAUUUGCCUUGGAAACGUGUUUUUGUUGAACAAAGAUAAAAACUUUUUCAGCGUUUUUACUGUGUAUUAUUUUUUUGAAUUUGAAAAGAUUGUAGUGCAAAAUAUAUAAUAGUUGUCUUCUUUUUUUAAAUUUUAGAAAAAUUUUAACUUUAAAUGUUUUCAGCUGCUGAGACAACUUGGAGAUGACUCUAAAUAUGCAAGCAGGAACUUGUUUGAAGCAUUUGCUCUAUGUAACGAGUUUACCAAGUACGUGAAGCCUAAAAUGCCAUUUUUGAUUGCUCUACAAGCUGGUUUAGCCGCAACUGCUAUUUAUGCUCAUGACUGGGCGAACCAAAAGUAAGUUUUAAGGUUUAGUUUAGUAUUUUAUAAACCUUUGGUAUAUUAUCUAUAAAAUUUAAUAAUAUAACGUGCUUAAAAUAAAAUUUUUAACUAAGGAUUAUUUUUUUGAAUAUUCUCUUUCAGAAUUUUCAACACCUUCGACGUCGACCCAGAAAUUGUCACUGAAGCCGUAAACUACGAGGAGCCGUACAGCAAAUGGAAAUCCGGGUUGGAUACAGUAAUACACACUUUACAAAAGCCGAUCUGA
Messenger RNA from Bursaphelenchus okinawaensis, 3169 nucleotides. The record is from the annotation of a GenBank genome assembly. NCBI's taxonomy places the organism in Eukaryota, Metazoa, Nematoda, Chromadorea, Rhabditida, Aphelenchoididae.